This is a messenger RNA of Cydia fagiglandana, 3911 nucleotides long. Its product is annotated as lachesin-like. The coding region runs from base 91 to 1272 and encodes 393 amino acids. NCBI's taxonomy places the organism in Eukaryota, Metazoa, Arthropoda, Insecta, Lepidoptera, Tortricidae. The transcript is spliced from 10 exons. Gene Ontology annotation, cellular component: neuron projection. The record is from RefSeq and is a predicted model, not a curated record.
GGGGCCCUGCGUCCCGACCGUUGAAAACGCGAUACAAACUUUCGAACUUCGAACAUACACUUUUCGUUACUGGCCAGUGUUUUUGUGAAAAUGCGGUUGGACGUUGUGAUGAAGUGGGAAAUACAGUUGAUAGUGUUGGGAAUUUCAGUGUUGUUCCGCUGCACGGAUUCCAUCGAUUUGCCAACAUUCGUGGGUCCAGGGUCCAACGUGACGGUAGCAGUGGGCAGAGAUGCGGCACUCACGUGUAGAGUGGACAACCUACAAACUUUUAAGGUGGCGUGGCUCCGCGUAGACACGCAAACCAUCCUCACGAUCGCCGGGCACGUGAUCACGAAGAACCACCGCAUCAGCGUCGGGCACGGCGACGGGAGCUGGACCCUGGGGCUCAAGGACGUGGGGCCGAGCGACGGCGGCAGAUACAUGUGCCAAGUCAACACCGAGCCCAUGAUGAGUCAGACGCACCGGCUGCAGGUUGUCGUACCGCCAGACAUCGACGACGAAGCUAGCAGUGGCGAGAUCCUGAUGAAGGAAGGCGAAGACACCGCGUUGAGGUGCGUGGCCUCGGGGACCCCGCCCCCGACUAUAGUCUGGAGGAGAGAAGACUCCAGGCAUUUUAGGAUUAACAAUUCUACAUUAGUAUCCAAAUGGAACGGGGAGUGGCUGAACUUGACCGGCGCCGAGCGCGCGGCGUCCGGCGCGUACCUCUGCAUCGCUAGCAACGGAGUUCCGCCGUCUGUGAGCAAGAGAAUCAUCAUUAAAAUGAUGUUCGCUCCUUCGAUCUGGGCAGGACGAGUCGCCAUCCGCGCGCCUGCAGGCAGCGCCGUAACCCUCACUUGCACUGCAGAGGCGUUCCCUGUACCACUAGUCUAUUGGACGCUGAACGACCAGAAACUCUCUAACAGUUCCAAGCAUAGAAUGACCGUGUCGUCCCGCGGUUUCCGCCACUCCCUGUCGCUGCUCGUCGCUGGAGUGUCACGCGCUGACGCUGGCGCUUACCGCUGCGGCGCCGAGAACGCCUACGGGCGUGCACAUGCUGAAUUAUUACUUCACACGUUAACAACAACAACGACGACGACAACGACAACAACAACCACGACAACGACAACUACAACCACCACGCCGCCACCCACCACAACCACUAUAUUCUACGACGUAGAGCAACACUUGGAGCAGCUGCACCGUGGGGUCCUGGAGGACCCCGCGCUGGGGGACCCCUACAUCGUGCUCAGCCAACACCAGAUGCAGAACCUUGACAUGGCAACAACGAUAUGACCAGAGGCCGGGCGCGGCGCCCCAUGGAGCGAAGGCUGGCCGCCGCUCGCCGGCCGCGCCGCGCGCCCCGCACUCCUCUGGGCCCCCCUCCUCGCCCUGCUCUCAGCCGCGUGAUGGUACGCGCGCACAUAGACUUGGUGGCCGUUGUGUUUGUAAAUGGGUUGGAAAUUGUUUUGGUUAUGUUGAUCGAGAAUAUAAAAUUAAAUAGUUUAAGAGGUGAGGCGAUAGUUAAACUACAAUCGAGAGCAAUUUAAGUGUGUAUCGAUUCCGUUGGGAGUGAGUUAUGUUUAUAUCAAUUUAUUUACCUAUAUGUGGAGGAAACAUACCAACAGUUAGUGAAUAUACUAUGUAAAUAAAGACAAGUAAGUACAUAUUUAUAAAGUUUGGAUUGGAAAUGACAUUAUUCUGCGGCCGUAUGAUGAACACUAUUAUUGACGAGAUAAGAAUAUAAUACAGGUAGAAUAACGUUAUUUUAAAACACCGCUCGAUAGAGAGAGAGACAUGAUUCUUUAUAAGUAUCCUAUCAUUAUCACGUCGAUAAAGGUACGCAUCAUACGGCCGUUUGGAUAAACUCAGAGAUGUAAAAACUAAAAUAAUGAGUAUUUUUUAGUUAAUUCGCUUUACGAAUUUUAUAUAUUUUCAGUGUUAAGCUAUUGGUACUUUAAGAUGUUCGCUGUACAUAAUUUUGCACAGAUCUAGUCAUAUCAGAUAGAACACGGGGAAAUUGUCGUUUGUAUAAUAAGUAUACGUACCCCUCGUCCUGAUUAGGCUUAAUUAAAAUUAAAUGGUGAUGAUAUAAGAACAGUUUGGUUUAUUUUUAUUCUUUAAAGUUGUAAAAACAGAGUUGAAUUCAAUUCUUGACAGAUAUUAGUGACCUUGAGUAUUAUUGAGAAUGUAAUCUAUUAUUCAUAAAACUUGUAAUAAAAAAGCAGAAGUGCUCAAAUCAAGUAUACCUAAUAUAGCGUUAAGCCAUGUAUUACAUGCGCCCGUGAGGGACAGAAAUUAUGUAUACUCAAUUCGACGAAAUUUAAAACAUAUUUUGGCAUUCCCGGCAACAUGCGUAAACUACCACCAAGCAUUUGUUUGGUGUACUGAAAAGUUAUAUAAGGACUGCCAACCACAUAACGUAAAAUAAAGCACACAACUUUUUGUAAGUGGCAUGAAGGCUAAUUCUAACUUACAUUCCGGUAUCAAAUGAUGUCAUAUUGUUAUCAGUCGCCCAUGCUUCUCGUUCACGCCAAUAUAUCUACGAACGGGCGUAAUGCACGUGCAAACGAUAGUAAAAUUAAAUCACUUUGAUAUCGGAAUGUAAUUUCGAAUGGGCCUUAUGGUUAGUUGGCGAUUCUAUAAUCAUUGCAAAUCUGUUUGUACAUACAGUCAGCAUCAAUAAUAGCGGAUGAAUAAAUACGCCAAAUUUAUCUGCCACCCUAAGUCUCCCACCCUUUUCCAAAUAAGCAGAGAGACAAAUAUCUACAAUUUGCAUUCAGAAGUAUCAAUUACCGUGUAAUUGUUCUAUACAUAUAGAUAUAUCUAUAUUUCUGUCGAGCUCUUGGAUAAUGGAAGAUAUUUUUAACGCGUAGUCAUGGAACCUAAUAUGCCAAGAUGACAAUCAUUGAUAGAAAACCAUACACAAUCGAGACUUAAAUAAUGUAUGGAAAUUCACGUAACUUUCCGUAGCUUUUGUUGUCUCGACAUUUUUUUUUGUUUGACGUUUGUCAAUGCACAAUUGUCAUUUUGGGUAGGCCUCCAGAUCCGCUUUGAUGCUGAGUGCUGACUGUACUGAGGAAGUAUUAUACCAGUUCAAUGAUUUAUGUCGUAAUCGGUAAAUUGUCAAGAUCUCGUUUCAAGUAAAGCAUCCAUCUUAUCAAAGAGAAAUUAAUCAGGGUACUUCGAUGGAAUCCUUUAAGGGACAAAGGAUAUGGGACUCGAUACGGUAGAUGAAAUUUUCAUGAGACUCGGGGAAUGUUACUAUUGUGAAACAUUCACAGAGUUUCCGGGCCGCUUAUUUACGGGACUGUUCCCAGUUUAUAUUUAGUUUUUACUCGUAUUUGUGAAGUAAGGUUGUAAUAAACAAGUUUUGCUAUAGGUACCUAAACCUCAAAUUUUGUAAAAAUGGCUGCAGUAUAUAUUUCCGUUGUAUUAAAUGUUUCUAUGAGACAGACAUUUUUUGGGGAUUUAAAGUUUAGUCUCAUUUGUAACUACAUACAUGAAAAGUUGUUUAAUAUACCUCACAUACAUCGCGUAUGACUAAAAGCUAAAAACAACAAGUAACACCAGUGGAAAUUCGUUAUCGUACAAAACAGUAAAAAUAACGUAAGCAGAAGAGCUAAUUGUCACCAAUGUAAAGAUUAUUUCUGUCGAUAAAGAUCCCACAGAAACAGGACGUUGAUUUUUGUUGAAAAAGGCAAAUGAAUAAACACACCAAGGCCUAAGUCGAUCUUUAUUCGUGUUAUAAGUUCUUACUUGGUUGAUUGACUGAUGACAUAAGGCACCUUAAUAUCUCAGAACCGUAACAAAUAACAAAAAAAUCUAUUUUGUAUCAUAAAUGUUACAUAAAGGUGAGCAUGUCAUUGUAAUGUGUUACAAAAAUCUGGUAUUACCAUUUGGAAACGCCUAGAAUAAGAACUGUAUAAAACUGU